AUGUGUCUGAUUCAGGAAUCGGUGACGUUCAGGGAUGUGGCUGUGGAAUUCACCCAGGAGGAGUGGAGGUGUCUGGAGCCUGCCCAGAGGUCCUUGUAUAAGGAUGUGAUGUUGGAGAACUACAAGAACCUGAUCUCUCUUGGAAUCCCUGUUUCGAAGUUGGAUGUGGUCUCCUUGUUGGAAAAGGGAGCAGCAGCGUGGACCCGAGAGGGAGAAGACCCAAGAGGCACUUGUCUAGAUUCCUUUAGAGAAGACACCAGAUUUGAAAUCCAGGAUUUAAGCAUGGGAAUAUCAUCAAGGAAAAAACUGUCAAAGAGCAUUGCCUGGCAUUGCAAAAUGGAAAAAGCUGUGGAAUAUAAUGUCAAUUUGAAGAAACAAGAGAGACCAUCCAGAGAAGCCACCAUUCGCAGAACAACUUUGAGUGAUAUGAGUGUGCCUCAAUGUGAGACACUGGGGCACAGUUUAAGUCUGGGGCCAGAGUUAGUUGCACCGUGGAAUGAGACUGUGGAGAAAAGUCUGGAUAAAUAUAAGACAGCUGGAAAGAGCUUCAAGGGGUUUUCAAACCUAACUGCAUAUAAUACAGUCUUUUUAGAGAAAAACCUAUCUAAAUAUACCAAAUGCAAGAAGCCUUUCAGAUACCACUCAGGACUGUUUAAGUUUCAUAGAAUACAUGCUGGAAAGAAGCUACAUAAACAAAGUGAAGGUGGAAAAAUAUUCAGAAGAUCAAAUCUUAUUGGAAAUCAGAGAAUUUCUACCAGAGAGAAACAUGAAUAUACAAAAUAUGGAAAAGGCUUUAGCCACAAAGGAAGCUUGACCAAACUUAAGAUAAAUCAUCCUAAAGUGAAACCCUUUAAAUGUAAUGAAUGUGGGAAAGGUUUUAGCCUGAGAUCAAACCUCAUUACCCACCAAAAAACUCACACUGGAGAAAAACCCUUUGAAUGUAACGAAUGUGGGAAAUCCUUUAGUCGGAGGGGAAAUCUGAUUGCACAUCAGAGAACUCAUAAUGGAGAGAAACCCUUUGUAUGUAAUGAAUGUGGAAAAUGUUUCAGCCAGAGGGGAAACCUGAUUGCACAUCAGAGAACUCAUACUGGAGAGAAAUCUUUUCCAUGUAAUGAAUGUGGAAAAAGCUUCAUUCAUAGGGUAAAUCUUAUUACUCAUCAGAGAACUCAUACAGGAGAAAAACCCUUUGCAUGCCAUGAAUGUAGAAAAGGCUUUAGUCAUAGGGGAAACCUUAUAACCCAUCUGAGAACUCAUACUAGAGAGAACCCCUUUGAAUGUAAUGAGUGUGGGAAAGCUUUCAGAUUCAGGGGAAGUCUUAUUAGACACCAGAGAACUCAUACUGGAGAGAAACCCUUUUCGUGUAAUGUAUGUGGGAAAGCCUUCAACCACAUGGGAUACCUCAUUGAUCAUCAGAGAACUCAUACUGGAGAGAAACCCUUUGAAUGUAAUGAAUGUGGGAAAGGUUUCAGCAAGAGAGGAUACCUUAUUUGUCAUCAAGGAAUUCAUACUGGUGAGAAACCCUUUAAAUGUAAUGAAUGUGAGAAAGCCUUCAGCCAGAGAGGAAACCUUAUUGCACAUCAGAGAACUCACACUGGAGAGAAACCCUUUGCAUGUAAGGAAUGUGGGAAAGGCUUUAGCCGGAGAGAAAAUCUUACUAGUCAUCAGAGAGUUCACACUGGGGAGAAACCCUUUGCCUGUAAGGAAUGUGGGAAAUCCUUUACCCAGAGAACAAGCCUUAUUACCCAUCAGCGAAUUCAUACUGGAGAGAAACCCUUUGUAUGUAAUGAAUGUGGGAAAUCCUUCAGCCACAGAGACUCCCUCACUUAUCAUCAAAGAACUCAUACUGGAGAAAAACCCUUUGAAUGUAAUGAAUGUGGGAAGGCCUUCACCCAGAGAGCAAACCUUGUUACCCAUCAGAGAACUCAUACUGGAGAGAAACCCUUUAUAUGUAAUGAAUGUGGGAAAGCUUUUGGACAUAGAGUAUCCCUCACUUGUCAUCAAAGAACUCAUAAUGGAGAGAAACCCUUUGAAUGUAGUGAAUGUGGGAAGACUUGUAGCCAGAAAGCAAACCUUAUUUCCCAUCAAAGAACUCAUAUAAGAGAGAAACCCUUUGCAUGUAAGGAAUGUGGGAAAGGCUUUAGCAGGAGAGAAAAUCUUACUAGUCAUCAGAGAGUUCAUACUGGGGAGAAACCCUUUGCAUGUAAGGAAUGUGGGAAAGGCUUUAGCAGGAGUGAAAAUCUUACUAGUCAUCAGAGAGUUCAUACUGGGGAGAAACCCUUUGCAUGUAAGGAAUGUGGGAAAUCCUUUACCCAGAGAACAAGAUUCAUUACCCAUCAGCGAAUUCAUACUGGAGAGAAACCCUUUGUAUGUAAUGAAUGUGGGAAAUCCUUCAGCCACAGGGACUCCCUCACUUAUCAUCAAAGAACUCAUACUGGAGAAAAACCCUUUGAAUGUAAUGAAUGUGGGAAGGCCUUCACUCAGAGGGGAAAAUACCUCAUUGCCCAUCAGAGAACUCACACUGGAGACAAACCAUUUGAAUGUAAUGAAUGUGGGAAAGCCUUUAGCAAAAAGGGAAAUCUUAUUACCCAUCAGAGAACACACACUGGAGAGAAACCAUUUGAAUGUAAUGAAUGUGGGAAAGUCUUUAGCUGGAAGGAAAGUCUUAUUACUCAUCAGAAUACUCAUACUGGAGAGAAACCAUUUGAAUGUAAUGAAUGCAGAAAAACUUUCAGUAUUAGGCAAAGCCUUAUUAAACACCAGAGAGUUCAUACUGGAGAGAAACCAUUUCAGUGUAAUGAAUGUGAAAAAUCUUAUCGCUGGAAGGGACACCUUGUUUACCAUCAGCGAACUCAUACUGGAGAGAAACCAUUUGAAUGUAAUGAAUGUGGGAAAACCUUUAGUCAUAAAGGAAGACUUAUUAUCCAUCAGAGAACUCACACUGGAGAGAAGCCAUUUGAAUGUAAUGUAUGUGGGAAAGCUUUUAGUCAAAAGGUAAAUCUUAUUACUCAUCAGAGUAUUCAUACUGGAGAGAAACCAUUUCAGUGUAAUGAUUGUGGAAAAACUUUUAGUGUAAGACAAAGCCUUAUAAAACAUCAGAGAACUCACACUGGAGAGAAACCAUUUCAAUGUAAUGAAUGUGGAAAAGCCUUUCCUUGGAAGGAACGUCUUGUUUACCAUCAGAGAACUCACACUGGAGAGAAACCAUUUCAGUGUAACGAAUGUGAAAAAGCCUUUAGUCAAAAGAAAAGGCUUAUUAUCCAUCAGAGAACUCACACUGGAAAGAAACCAUUUCAGUGUAAUGAAUGUGGGAAAGCCUUUAGCCAGAAGGAAAGUCUCCAUGUCCAUCAGAGAAUUCACACUGGAGAGAAAGCAUUUCAAUGUAAUCAAUGUGGAAGAGCCUUCAGCUGGAAGGGAGAUCUUGUUUACCACCUGAGAACUCACAGUGGAGCAAAACCAUUUGAAUGUAAUGAAUGUGGGAAAACCUUUAGUCAUAAGAAAAGACUAACUAUCCAUCAAAGAACUCAUACUGGAGAGAAACCAUUUGAAUGUAAUGAAUGUGGGAAGACAUUUAAUGUAAGGGGAAACCUUACCAGACAUCAGAGAACUCACACGGGUGAAAAACCAUUUGAAUGUAAUGAAUGUGGGAAAACCUUUAGUAGCAAGACAAAUCUCAUUACUCAUCAGAGAACUCACACUGGAGUAAAACCAUUUACAUGUAAUGAAUGUGGAAAAGCUUUUGGCAAGAAGGGACAACUUGUUGACCAUCAGAGAGUUCAUACUGGAGAGAAGCCUCUUGAAUGUAGUGAAUGUGGAAAAGCCUUUAGUAAUAAGAAAAGACUUCUUAUUCAUCAGAGAACUCAUACUGGAGAGAAACCAUUUGAAUGUAAUCAAUGUGGGAAAACUUUUAAUCAUAAGAGAACACUUAUUAUCCACCAUAGAACUCAUAGUGGAGAGAAACCAUUUGAAUGUAAUGAAUGUGGGAAAACUUUCAUUGUAAGACAUAGCCUUAUAAAACAUCAGAGAACUCAUACUGGAGAAAAACCAUUUGAGUGUAAAGAAUGUGGGAAAGCUUUUAGCCUGAAGGAAAAACUUAUUAUCCAUCAGAGAACUCAUACUGGAGAGAAACCAUUUGAAUGUAAUGAAUGUUGGAAAACCUUUAGGCAUAAGACAACUCUCAUCAUCCAUCAGAGGACUCAUACAGGAGAGAAACCAUUUGAAUGUAAUGAAUGUGGAAUAGCUUUUAGCUAUAAGGGAUAUCUGGUUUAUCAUCAGAGAACUCAUACAGGAGAGAAACCAUUUGAAUGUAAUGAAUGUGGAAUAGCUUUUAGCUAUAAGGGACAUCUGGUUUAUCAUCAGAGAACUCAUACUGGAGAGAAACCAUUUGAAUGUAAUGAAUGUGGGAGAGCCUUUAGCCGGAAAGGAAAUCUUGUUACUCAUCAGAGAACUCACACUGGAGAGAAACCAUUUGAAUGUAAUGAAUGUGGGAAAGCCUUUAGAAAUAACUCUACUCUUACUGUACAUCAGAGAAUCCACACUGGAGAGAAACCUCAUGAAUGCUUUCAAUGUGGAAAAACUUUCCAUAAGAAAAAGGUACUUCGGGUACAUCAGAGAAUCCACACAGGAGAGAAACCUUAUAAAUGUAAUCAAUGUAAAAAGGCUUUUCCAUACAAGAUCAGUCUUACUGUACAUCAGAGAAUCCAUACUGGAGAGAAACCUCAUGAAUGUAAUCAGUGUGAAAAGGCUUUUUCAGACAAGGCCAGGCUUACUAUACACAAGAGAAUCCAUACUGGAGAGAAACCUUAUGAAUGUAAUCAGUGUGGAAAGGCUUUUUCAGUCAAGGCCAGGCUUACUGUACACCAGAAAAUCCACACUGUAGAGAAACCUUAUAAAUGUAAUCAAUGUGGAAAGGCUUUCAAACAAAAGUACCUUCUUAAUCUGCAUCAAAGGAUCCAUACUGGAGAGAAACCUUAUGAAUGUAAUCAGUGUGGGAAGACAUUUAAAUCUAAGAAUGGUAAGGUUAACCAUCAGCGCAUCCACACUGGAGAGAAGCCUUAUGAAUGUAAUCAGUGUGGAAAGACAUUUAAAUCUAAGAAUGGUAUGGUUAUACAUCAGGACAUCCACACUGGAGAGAAACCUUAUGAAUGUGAUCAGUGUGGAAAGUCUUUUACAGCAAAGUCUGGUCUUACUGCACAUCAGAAAAUCCACACUGGAGAAAAACCUUAUGAAUGUAAUCAGUGUGGAAAGGCUUUUAUACAGAGGGCCAGGCUUAUUAUACAUCAGAGAAUCCACACUGGAGAGAAACCUUAUGAAUGUUUUCAAUGUGGAAAAAGUUUCCAUGAGAAAGAGGUACUUCGGGUGCAUCAGAAAAUCCACAGUGGAGAGAAACCUUACAAAUGUAAUCAAUGUGGAAAGGCAUUUUCAGACAAGACCAGUUUCACUGUACAUCAGAGAAUCCAUACUGGAGAGAAACCUUAUGAAUGUAAUUAUUGUGGAAAGGCAUUCAUUUGUAAAAAGAGUAUGGUUACACAUCAGCACAUCCACACUGGAGAGAAACCUUAUGAAUGUCAUCAGUGUGGAAAGUCUUUUACACAUAAGUCUUAUCUUACUCUACAUCAGCAUGUCCACACUGGAGAGAAACCUUAUGAAUGUAAUCAGUGUGGAAAGUCUUUUACUUAUAAGUCCUCUCUCACUGUACAUCAGGGAAUCCACACUGGAGAGAAACCUUAUGAAUGUAAUCAAUGUGGAAAGGCAUUUGGAACUAGGGGAUAUAUGGUUAGACAUCAGAGCAUCCACACUGAAAUGAAACCUUAUGAAUGUAAUCAAUGUGGAAAGACAUUUAAAUCUAGGAAUGGUAUGGUUACACAUCAGCGCAUCCACACUGGAGAGAAACCUUAUGAAUGUGAUCAGUGUGGAAAAUCUUUUACACAGAAGUCUUCUCUUACUGUACAUCAGGGAAUCCACCUUGGAGAGACUCCUUUUGAAUGUGAUCUCUGUGGGAAGGCUUUCAGACGUAGGGAAUUUCUCAAAAUACAUCAGAGAAUCCAUACUGGAGAGAAACCAUAUAAAUGUAAUCAGUGUGAAAAGGCUUUUACAGACAGGUCCAGUCUUCUUGUACAUCAGAGAAUCCACACUGGAGAGAAACCUUAUGAAUGUAAUCAAUGUGGAAAGCCAUUUACACAGAAGUCUGGUCUUACUGUACAUCAGAGAAUCCACACUGGAGAGAAACCUUAUAAAUGUAAUCAAUGUGGAAAGGCUUUUCCAUACAAGAUCAGUCUUACUAUACAACAGAGAAUCCAUACUGGAGAGAAACCUUAUGAAUGUAAUCAGUGUAGAAAGGCAUUCAGAAGUAGAAAGACUAUGGUUAAACAUCAGAGCAUCCACACUGGAGAGAAACCUUAUAAAUGUGAUCAAUGUGGAAAGGCUUUCAAACAAAAGUACCUUCUGAAUCUACAUCAUAGAAUCCAUACUGGAGAGAAACCUUAUGAAUGUAAUCAAUGUGGAAAUACAUUUAAAUCUAAGAAUGGUAUGGUUGCACAUCAGCACAUCCACACUGGAGAGAAACCUUAUGAAUGUGAUCAAUGUGGAAAGUCUUUUACAGCAAAAUCUGGUCUUACUGCACAUCAGAAAAUCCACACUGGAGAAAAACCUUAUGAAUGUAAUCAAUGUGGAAAGGCAUUUAGAAGAAGGUACAAUAUGGUUAAACAUCAGCGCAUCCACACUGGAGAGAAGCCUUAUGAAUGUAAUCAAUGUGGAAAGACAUUUAAAUAUAAGAACAGUAUGGUUACACAUCAGCACAUCCACACUGGAGAGAAACCUUAUGAAUGUGAUCAAUGUGGAAAGUCUUUUACAGCAAAGUCUUGUCUUAGUGUACAUCAGAAAAUCCACACUGGAGAAAAACCUUAUGAAUGUAAUCAGUGUGGAAAGGCUUUUAUACAGAGAGCCAGGCUUAUUAUACAUCAGAGAAUCCACACUGGAGAGAAACCUUAUGAAUGUAAUCAAUGUGAAAAGUCUUUUACACAGAAGUCUUCUCUUACUCUACAUCAUGGAAUCCACACUGGAGAGAAACCUUAUGAAUGUAAUCAAUGUGAAAAGUCUUUUACCCAUAAGUCCUCUCUCGCUUUACAUCAGGGAAUCCAUACUGGAGAGAAACCUUAUGAAUGUAAUCAAUGUGGAAAGACAUUUAAAACUAAGAACGUUAUGGUUACACAUCAGCGCAUUCACACUGGAGAGAAACCUUUUGAAUGUGAUCAAUGUGGAAAGUCUUUUACACUGAAGUCUUCUCUCACUCUACAUCAGGGAAUCCACACUGGAGAGACUCCUUUUGAAUGUGAUCACUGUGGAAAGGCUUUCAGACUUAGGGAAUUUCUCAAAAUACAUCAGAGAAUCCACACUGGAGACAAACCUUAUAAAUGUACAGAAUGUGGAAAGGCUUUCACACAGAGGGUCCAGCUUGCUAUACACCAGAGAAUCCACACUGGAGAGAAACCUUAUGAAUGUAAUCAAUGUGGAAAGGCUUUUACACAGAAAGCUGCUCUUACUGUACAUCAGAGAAUCCACACUGGAGAAAAACCUUAUGAAUGUAAUCAAUGUGGAAAGGCUUUUAUACAGAGGGCCAGGCUUAUUGUACAUCAGAGAAUCCAUACUGGAGAGAAACCUUAUGUAUGUAAUCAGUGUGGAAAGGCAUUCAGAUGUAGAAAUGGUAUGGUUAAACAUCAGCUCAUCCACACUGGAGAGAAACCUUAUGAAUGUAAUCAGUGUGGUAAAACAUUUGCACAAAAAGCUGCUCUUACUGUACAUCAAAGAAUCCACACUGGAGAGAAACCUUAUGAAUGUAAUCAGUGUGGGAAAGCUUUUACAGACAGGACCUGUUUUACUGUACAUCAGAGAAUCCACACUGGAGAGAAACCUUAUAAAUGUAAUCAAUGUGGAAAGGCAUUUAGAAGUAGGAACAAUAUGGUUACACAUCAGAGCAUCCACACUGAAAAGAAACCUUAUGAAUGUCAUCAGUGUGGAAAGACAUUUAAAUCUAAGAACGGUAUGGUUAACCAUCAGCGCAUCCACACUGGAGAGAAACCUUAUGAAUGUGAUCAAUGUGGAAAGUCUUUUACACAGAAGUCUUCUCUUACUGUACAUCAGGGAAUCCACACUGGAGAGACUCCUUUUGAAUGUGAUCACUGUGGAAAGGCUUUCAGACUUAGGGAAUUUCUCAAAAUACAUCAGAGAAUCCAUACUGGAGAGAAACCGUAUAAAUGUGACGAAUGUGAAAAAGCUUUUACAGACAGACCUACUCUUAUUGUACAUCAGAGAAUCCACACUGGAGAGAAACCUUAUGAAUGUAAUCAAUGUGGAAAGGCUUUUACACAGAAGUCUGGUCUUACUGUACAUCAGAGAAUUCACACUAGAGAGAAAUCUUAUGACUGUAAUCAGCUUAGUAAAGUCCUCAGUCAAAAGUGAACUAUUAUUUCCUCUUAGCCACUGCCAAGUCAACAAACAGCAGUCUUUGGGGCAGCUGUGUCUACCCCAGCCAUACCUUUGGGAGCUUUUGCUCUAUUGAUGAUAUUAGAGUCAGGCUUAUGUUUAAAGGAAGAUUGCAGGGCCCCUCCACUGGCACUGGACUUAGGGCCUUGGCAUAUUGAUCAGACAUGGUCCAAGGCUGUGCCUAAUGAUGCAGCAGCAGGUGAAUAGGAGCAAUGACUGCUAUGUCACUUGGAAGUAAUCCAAGGCUAAGAUUUGCAUAAUUCCAGCUCAAUCCCUUUCUUGUUCCCCUAUGAAAUCAUUGACCAGGUUCAUGAGUAUGAUUACCACUUCAGUUUAGCAAGAGACUCCUUGGCGUCUCAUAGCAUGAGACGUCAGGAGCCUAGAAAGGAGCCUCCAUGGUCUUCAGUGUUAGAUCAACUUUUAUAGGAAAUUUUUAGCUAAGGACUUAUUAUAGUGAGAGCAAAAGCAGAUGAAGCUAAAUUCUAUUUACACAGCUGGAAUUGAACAUUCCAAACCUGGAAUUUGGGAGGUGCUUGUCCAAAGUGACUGAGAAACAAGCUGACAGUUUGCCUUUGGGAGUGAGUUGUGGAGUUAGAGCUUUUGGCAACUGACCAGCAAGCCUGUGGAUUUUAUACUGGGAUCUUGGACAGUGGAACUAAUCUUGGAUUUACUGAGACCUUCAAGCAAGAUCAAGGAAUUACUAGGUAGAGACAGGAGUUUUUCUGGACUUAUGAAUGUGAUCAAUGUGGAAAGUCUUUUACACAUAAGUCUUCUCUCACUCUACAUCAGGGAAUCCACAUUGGAGAGAAACCUUAUGAAUGUAAUCAAUGUGGAAAGGCUUUUAGACAUAGGGACUUCAGAAAAUCCUCUUCUCCCUAGUUCCUAUUGGAGUACUUUGCUGAUUACCUGGAGUUUCCUGAGACCUGAUCCAUCUUGAGACUAUGCAGUGGAUUGCUCCCUGGGAUUCCCAUUUAUCCCCUUCAUUAACAGCCCUGCCUAACCUGGCUGCUUAGAGAUAGUGUUAGAGAAGCCUUUUUCCCUAUCCAACAUUCCCUGACAGUUACCCACAUGCUGAAGUGACAGUUGAUCUUACCUCCUUUCCUGCCCUUGUUAACUAUUAAAAUCCUUUUAUAUAAGCUUCCUUGACUUCUUCCCCGUCUACAAGAACCCACUGUUAAGUUAAACUGUUUCCCUGGCUGUGUUUGGUAUAUUUGUUAUUUCCCCAUCUAGGUGUGAUAGUUUGUUACCUCUCCCAAGUCAGCUGUGGACUAGCUUUUCCCUAGUUGUACUUGUGUUUUCCCUUC
Messenger RNA from Gracilinanus agilis (Agile Gracile Mouse Opossum), 9782 nucleotides. RefSeq lists its product as uncharacterized. NCBI's taxonomy places the organism in Eukaryota, Metazoa, Chordata, Mammalia, Didelphimorphia, Didelphidae. The record is from RefSeq and is a predicted model, not a curated record. Gene Ontology annotation, molecular function: DNA-binding transcription factor activity; RNA polymerase II cis-regulatory region sequence-specific DNA binding. The transcript is spliced from 11 exons. Gene Ontology annotation, biological process: regulation of transcription by RNA polymerase II. The coding region runs from base 1 to 8454 and encodes 2817 amino acids.